Symbiodinium natans is the source of this 528-nucleotide messenger RNA. The record is from the annotation of a GenBank genome assembly. Lineage: Eukaryota; Dinophyceae; Suessiales; Symbiodiniaceae.
AUGCGAGGCGGCCUGGCCUGGGCCGAAGUGGAGCGGAGUUUGGCGGAAAUCCACUGGAUUUGGGUGGUGAUGUUCGGUCUGUACUUCUGCCUCGUGUACUUUGCGCUUAUGAACGUCGUUACUGCGGUGUUCUGCAGCUCAGCAGUGGAGCGGGCGAAUCAAGACCAGGAAGCCGCCAUCCAAGACGAGCUGCUAAAGGAGUCGCAGUACACGGAGAAUCUGAAGAACCUCUUUUCCACGUUGGACUCGAACCAGGACGGCAAAAUCAGCAUCGUCGAGUUCGAGGAUAAGUUUGCCGACCCGCGCAUCGAAGCUCUCUUCAGUUCGAUGGGAAUAGACGAGGACAAGGCCUGGAAGAUCUUCGAGAUCCUGGACUUAGACAGCACCGGCGACAUAUCGCCGCAGGAGUUCGUCUCGCAGGGCCUUCGCUUGAAAGGGAACGCGCUGCGCAUCGACGUGGAGAGGACGUAUGCUGCAAUCAAGCGCCAGACCUUCAUGAUGGAGGAGGGGAGAUCAGCCCACCCCUGA